Limanda limanda (common dab) is the source of this 3348-nucleotide messenger RNA. RefSeq names its product T-box transcription factor TBX5-like. The record is from RefSeq and is a predicted model, not a curated record. Lineage: Eukaryota; Metazoa; Chordata; Actinopteri; Pleuronectiformes; Pleuronectidae. The coding region runs from base 168 to 1754 and encodes 528 amino acids. Gene Ontology annotation, molecular function: RNA polymerase II cis-regulatory region sequence-specific DNA binding; DNA-binding transcription factor activity, RNA polymerase II-specific. Gene Ontology annotation, biological process: regulation of transcription by RNA polymerase II; cardiac left ventricle formation; positive regulation of DNA-templated transcription. Gene Ontology annotation, cellular component: nucleus. The transcript has 9 exons.
UGGAGCUGCUCGGGGAACAUGGUGGAUUUUUGAGAAGCUACACACACGGAGACACUUGGAGAGUUGGAUUUAAGGAAAAAGAGAGAGAAGUAAUUGAAGGGAAAUCAGAGCGAGGAGCAGGAGCAGGAUGCGCGGGCUGCCUGCAGGGCAGCGUGUGUGAGUGGGACAUGGCAAACGGAGGGGACCAGUUCGGCCUUGCAGACCGUCCGGACUCAGACUGCAUGGAUUCCCCGAAACAGACAAAACAGGAAAAUCCCAGCUUCACCUCAAACGCACCAGCGUCCCCGCAGACAGCGUCCAGUCCACAGGGGAUGGAGGGAAUCAAAGUUUUCCUUCAUGACAGGGAACUCUGGACCAAGUUCGAUGAAGUAGGAACUGAAAUGAUCAUCACCAAGGCUGGAAGGAGGAUGUUCCCCAGCUACAAGGUGAAGGUCACAGGCCUCAACCCCAAAACCAAGUACAUCCUCCUCAUGGACAUUGUCCCCGCGGAUGACCACCGCUACAAGUUUUCCGACAACAAAUGGUCGGUCACGGGGAAGGCAGAGCCCGCGAUGCCGGGGAGGCUCUACGUCCACCCGGACUCUCCGGCCACCGGGGCGCACUGGAGCCGCCAGCUCGUCUCCUUCCAGAAGCUCAAACUCACCAACAACCACCUGGACCCGUUUGGACACAUAAUACUCAACUCCAUGCACAAGUACCAGCCACGUCUCCACAUCGUCAAGGCAGACGAGAACAAUGGCUUCGGCUCAAAGAACACAGCUUUCUGCACCCACGUCUUCUCUGAGUCCGCCUUCAUCGCCGUGACGUCCUACCAGAACCACAAGAUCACACAGCUUAAGAUAGAGAACAAUCCUUUUGCAAAGGGCUUCAGAGGCAGCGACGACAAUGAGCUCCACCGCAUGGCCAAGCUACAGGGCAAGGACUACCCAGUGGUCCCUCGCAGCUCCAUCCGCCAGAGGGCCUGCCCCACAGGCAGUCCGUUUUGUGGGGAGGGUCGGGGUCUGAGGGUCUCUCCCGAGGCCGCCGGAUCCCCCUUCGGCUGCGAGAACGUCUUGAGCAGCAGCAGUCCCCAGGAGCUGCUUGGUCCUCCCCCGGCACACUACACCCUGCCUCACCCUCACCUGCAGCCCGGCCAGCAGCCACAGGUCUACCACUGCACCAAGAGGAAAGCGGAGGAGAACUGCCCUUCAGGAAACCGUCAGCACCAGUACAAGAAACCCUUCAGUGGCAGCUCACCAAGUGAGGACGAGUCCUACUAUCACCCUUCAUCCUUCCCUCCUCCUCCAACCGGUCUACCCAACAACACUGCUCGGGGUCUCACUGACUCCCCCUACAGCUCAGACAUGGGACAGCGUCAGGCCUGCAUGUUUGCCAGCUCAGAGCCCAGACUGGAUGAGCUCAACUGUGCAUCCUGGUCAUACGCCUGUCCCCUCCCCUCUGCCAUGACCCCCAUGGAGCCCUACCCACCUUACACCCCUCACCCUCCCUACAGCUCCAGCCCUCAGGGCUCGCGACUCAGUGCCAUAGCCCACCAGAGCUCUCCGCUGCUGGGAGAGCACAUCGCCCACGACCCCUAUCAGAGCCAGAGCUCCGGACCUCUAUCUCAGAGCUCCCAAAACAUUCACAGCCGGCAGAUCAGCCCUCCUCUCAGAGAGUUCCCUCGCUACACGCCCAACCUUUCUCCUCCUCUGUACCACACCCUGGAGACGCAAACACACAUCAGGUGUCCACCGGAAUGGAGUGCAGCCUCCUAACCGAGCCAGAGGACACACCUGAAUGACUGUCCAGAGGACACAGCGUCUUGAACUCAGUGACCCUUCUUUCUGCUCUUCUGGAACAUGCUGCAACAUAUACAUACCUUUGUAAUAUAAUUGUGAAAAGUUUGAUCUUGUGCUGUGUGACAAAGUUCUCAUCUAUUAGCCAUGUCUCCCCCUGUGCUGGAUGGAGCAGUGGAUUGUCUGGACUUGAAGCUUCAGAUGUUAGAAAAAAAAUAAUAACCGCAGGACGAUCAAAGUUGUUGUUUAUCAUCUUUUCAUAACUCAAAGACUGUUGUCGUCCAAAUGUUUGCACUGUGAGCCCUGUUCCGGACACACCCAACACUUCCCCUCUCAAUGACUCCCACUCUUUGCAUUGUCAAGGAUGUAAAUUGUGACCCAGCGUCAGACAGGCAGUAACAUUUACAGACCAAAAUUAUCUCAGCUCUCAGAGCGGAGCCUGAGGGAGUCAUUUUUUUCUUCUCUUUAAUGGAGCAAAACAUGGCUCCAUGCUCAGUCUCAGUGAAGGAGAAAAGGCAUGAGUUGUCUGCGUGCAUGCGUAUGUGUUCAUGUGUGUGUCUUUGUAUGUAAAGCCUGUGUCAGCUCGGCUCAAGGAUACUAUGAGUUAAUUUCCAAUGAGACAGGCAGUAGUAGCUGCGGGCGCUGCACUGCAGAGAUAAACAGUUUGUUUAGACCACGCUACAGGCUGAAGGACCUGUAAACACUGUUUCCACUGCAUUCUGGGUAAAUGCACAUCUCAGCCUCACGCAGCUGUCACUGCUGUCCUCUCAUUCACCCCCAGCCAACCAAUCAUCCCUCUCCGCUCACCAGCAGCCAGCCAAUGAGCGUGCGCCUCUGUUUUCAUCCCCAGCUGACGAGUCCGAGCUGGAGUGCAGCGGGUUUCAUGUCUGCGUGUUAUUGCCCGUUUAUUGUUUGUUUCUGAGUUUUUAAUGAGUAAUGUUGAUCCUUGAAACACAAGGACACACAGUGCUGAUCAUGUUGAUGCUCCGACUCUUAAUUAGUUUAAGUUAGUUUUUUUUCUUUAUUUUGAAUCUAAAGCAUCCCUCCCAUACUCACACAGCAUUAAACUUCGACUAGAUUGGGUCAUGUGCAUUUCCCUGCAGAUCUGGGUAAGACCCUCAUCCUUAUGGUUCACUGUGAAGAAACAUUUGUGGCUCCCGUUGUGCAAAAUAUGGUUAAUUUUUGUGUAUUGAAGCAGUGUUUUUAUAUAUUUUCCACCCAGGUGUUUUACAUGCAGUAACAUGUGAGAAGGUACUCCAUCCGUGUGCAGAGAGCAGAUCCUCGUCAUUCUCUGAUAUGUGUUUGAUUUGUGUGUGUGUGUGUGAGUGCGUAUGUGACAGUGAGAUGUAAAAGAUGAAAAUGUUUGUGUUUUAUAGCAUUUUUCCUGCUCAUAGUAUUUAUUACUCUAGAUUUUGAAAAAAAAAGAUUGCUUUGUUGUUUGUUACCUUGUAAAACAAGGUGUUGUUCAGAGAUAUUUGUUUCUCUUCUGAAGGCUCCCUUCAUGGUUUCACCCUCAAUCUCCAAAUGGUGAUAAGUAAUUGUGAUACAUUUUUUCUGUUCUAUGGAAAAUAAA